AUUUACUUGAUUUAUUUUAUAUAUUUAAAUUUAAUAUGUUGUCAAGACAUUUACCGAAAAAAUGAUAAUUUGAAUCAACAAAUUGUGGCAAAAGUUGAAAGGAUUGAUCCAAAAGACUUUGGUUUUCAAAGACAAUCCAAACGAACUGACUUUAAUGUCAACACCGGAACAAAUGCUAACAGAGAUGAAAGCUUUCGUCAGCCGCCGGACACUGAAUGGACGGCACGGGCGCCGCGUAUAUCUAAUUCGUGGCGUAGAAGACAACAACAAUUUUCAGAUGGAUUUACUAGUUAUGGCCGAACAAACACAACAUCACGGGUUCAUAGGAAUGACAUUUUGAAUAUACCGGAUGACUGGUCAGUAAGUGCAUUGCAAACACAAUUAGUCGAUACAAACCGUACGUCAAGACAACCCUUUAUGUUUGGUCGUACACCAGACAAGUCAGUCAAUUGUUCUCAACUAUGUCUAUCACAAAGAUAUCUUCAGCACUAUUAUACAAAACAAUGUAAACCAAUAUAUGAUGACCGAUGCGGAUGUCCUAAAACUUUUGACUGCAAUUAUGACAAUUUGCCUCAAAAUCAAUCGGUAUGUCACUUUGAGGGUCGUAUUUACCGAAUUGGUUCAACAAUUGUAACCCAAAAUCCGUGUCGUAUAUGUGAUUGUCGUCAAAGUGGCCAUUCAUUGGCCAGAAUUGACUGCAGUAUUGCCAUUGAAUGUCCGGAAUCGGCGUUUGGCUUAAAACCCGAACCUAAUUGCUAUUUUGCUUACCGACGGGACAAAUGUUGCGGUGAAAUGGUUUGUCCUAAAUUAGGUCAACCGAAAAGAGAUAUCAAAGUUUGUCGAUACAAAUCUAAAGACUAUCGUUUAGGAGAAAAGAUAUAUCCAGAGGAAGACAUGUGUAUGACAUGUAUUUGUACUGACGAUUGGCUGGAAAACAAUCCACUGAAGAGUAAACACUGUUACCGACAGACUUGUGAUCUCCAGUUGAACUCACAAUUCACUUCCGGUUGUCUACCUGUUUAUCACGAGAGCACGUGCUGUCCAAUUGAUUAUAUAUGUGACAAACAAAACAAACAAACAGAUAGACUAACAAAAGUGUCAAAUCUAACGGUCUGUUUGUUUAAUGGCAACAAAUAUCCGAUUGGCCACAGACUACAAACAGAUAAUCCGUGUGUUGAAUGCCAGUGCUCUGUACCGCCAGAUAUGACAUGUAUACACAAGAGCUGUCCGACCCCGCAGUCAAACAAUUGUUAUGUCGGUGUAUGGGAUCAUCAUAUUUGUUGCCAAAAAUAUAAUUGCAAUUAAUUAUUCAAAUAUUUUUUAUUAUUAUUAUUUCUAAUGUUUGAUUAG
This is a messenger RNA of Oppia nitens, 1350 nucleotides long. RefSeq names its product kielin/chordin-like protein. NCBI's taxonomy places the organism in Eukaryota, Metazoa, Arthropoda, Arachnida, Sarcoptiformes, Oppiidae. Gene Ontology annotation, molecular function: protein binding. The coding region runs from base 418 to 1305 and encodes 295 amino acids. The transcript is spliced from 4 exons. The record is from RefSeq and is a predicted model, not a curated record.